Plectropomus leopardus (leopard coralgrouper) is the source of this 1787-nucleotide messenger RNA. It is a transcript of the gene lag3, whose product is annotated as lymphocyte activating 3. Gene Ontology annotation, molecular function: MHC class II protein binding; protein tyrosine kinase binding. The record is from RefSeq and is a predicted model, not a curated record. Gene Ontology annotation, cellular component: external side of plasma membrane; membrane raft. NCBI's taxonomy places the organism in Eukaryota, Metazoa, Chordata, Actinopteri, Perciformes, Serranidae. Gene Ontology annotation, biological process: interleukin-15-mediated signaling pathway; positive regulation of ERK1 and ERK2 cascade; T cell activation.
CAGAAGGAAGUGGAAAACAUAGAAGGUUAAAGUGGGGAAAGAGAAUAGAGUAACAUUAGUGGAAACUUUUUAACAAACUCAUAUUUUUGUUUUAUCAAAAAACAUGCUGUUGGAAUAUUUCAUCUUUUGGGUGAUUUCCUUUCUUAUGAAAGGGGUUCAGUGUAAGGAAAUUGAGAUGUUUGUUGAAGCUGGCUCUCAGGCUGUUUUACCUUGUAAAAGCAGCUCUUCGUCUAGCUAUGUUCCCUUCAUCAUCUGGCAUAAAGAAAACAAAGGCACUGUCUGGAGAAAGGAAAGGACUGGUCUGCAGUACUGGGGCUCUAGCUGGUCAACAAAAGGCACCCAACGUAUACGAUGCCCCCACUCCCAGUUUGAAAAAGGCGAUUUCAGCCUGCAGAUCAACAACGUGAGGAAAGAGGACGGAGGAACUUACACCUGCAGGGUGGUGCAAAGAGACCAGGUCAAUGAAAACAAGGUCAUACUCAGAAUCAUUGAAGUGUCCGUCUCUUCACCGGUUUCCAUAUGGGGAAAGGACGUUUUGAUCACCUGUAAUGUGAAUCCAUGGCCUCAGGAAGCUUCUGUGCAGUGGAUGUUGAACAACAGUCCAUUUGUGCCUAAGCCUAAAAUCCCUUCCGAUAGAGAUACCACUCAAAGUGUCGUGAGGGAAAAGGCCACCGUGAGACUGACGGGAAACUGGACGUGUGUCGUGGGCUACAAGGGCAAAGAAGGGCGAGCUUCAGCAGCUUUGACUGUGAAGGGAAUCAUCCACCCAUCCAAAGACAGUGCCAAAGUGUACGCCGCUGUAGGAUCUGCAGUUACUCUGCCCUGUGUAUUCUCACCGAGUGUGAUCCCCUCCAAUCCAGUUUGGGAGAAACUGAAACCUGCCUAUCUUUUUAAACCUGUACCUGGUCACCUUCCUGCCUCUUUCUCUCCACCCUCACCAUCCUCUCAGCCCCCAUUCGAUAAAUCUGCCAAUUUGACAGAGGUCGGGUUUGAAGACGAGGGCAAGUACAGAUGCUCUGGCACUAUAGAAGGACAACGGCUGACACGAAAUAUGCAGCUUGUUGUUGCCAAAAUUGAAAACAGCAUCCCGUCAAAGAAAACUGGCUCUGUGACACUGACCUGCAGACUGAGCGACACGAGCGAGGUCACAGAUUACGAGUGGGUUCAUGUGGUCUAUGACCUCAAUGGCACCCAGUCAGUUGGGUCCAUCCAGAAGGGGAAGACUCUGGAUCUAAGCACAGUGUCUGAGGAUGAUCAGGGCGAGUGGGCAUGUCGUUUCUACGGGAAAUAUGGCGUUUUGGGAAAUGUAACGCACCACAUUAAACUGAUGAGUGGUCUGAGCGGAGAACAAUCUUUGCGUGUCUCACAUAACACCGCUGCUGUGGUCGGCCUCAGCCUUCUCCUCCUCGUUCUGCUGCUGAUUUUGGCUCAGAUGUACAAAAACCACCAAAGGAGGAAAAGGAUCUUUCAAUACCCCGCGCUGGAGACGAUUGUUCACACUGUCUCCAAUGAGCGGGAGGAGAGAGAAAGGAACCGAGUGAAAGAGUAAAGGUUCAUUAAGCUAGAGGCAUCGCAGAUCUCACAGCGCUAAACUGAAGUGAGAUCUGUCAUCUUGGGAAAUUUUUGUUUGCACAAGUUUUGUUAAUAUUUUUACAGCAGAUGUUGUAGCAGUAUGAUUGUUGAAUUUGAAACGUAUAUAACUAUGUUGUUUGAGAUGUGUGUUUUUCAGUUAUCCUUUGUGAAUAUGUAUUCCCAUACUACAAAUAAAAUGUUUUAAAAAGAAAGUA